UAUUUUAUGAAAAAUGAAGGUAUUUACUUGACAAGAUAUAAAUGAUUCACUAACAUCAAUGGGAUCUCCAAAAUUUGGAACUGGGACAAUCUAUUUUAUUUCCAUCAUGGAGAGCCAAAGGGGUAUAUAUAAUAUAGGAUCAAUGGAGAUGAAUUUCUAGCCAGUUCCUUGCAAUAAAGCUUAUAUUCUCCACAGCAGCAUGAUAAUGAGGGGACUAACUAGAAGGCAUUUCCAUGUAAUCUCAAAAUCUAAAACUAACAUUAAACCAGUCUCUCCCACACCCUUGAAACUCAAGCCUUACAUUCUUCCUUUACAUGAUCUAGGGGUGGCUGGUCCUUACACGCCUAUAAUAUUCUUCUAUUCCAAUCCACAAGCACUAGCUAAUAAAGCCCCCAUACAAAAUCAACUCAAGAACUCUCUGUCCAGUACACUUUCCAAGUACUAUCCCCUUGCGGGAAAGCUAAGUUCUUCAGGAUCACGCGUAGAAUACAAUGAACAAGGCAUUGAUUUCUUUGAUGCCCAUGUAGCAUGUAAAUUAUCAGAAGUUCUGGAAAAAACUCCAACCAGGGAUGAAGAAGAUGGUUAUGGUCAUCUCUGUCCCCCUGGUACCAUAUGGGGAAAUUUGUCGUCUUCUCGUAAUUUAAUGGCGGUUCAACUAAAUUAUUUCUCUUGCGGAGGAAUAGCUAUUGCUGUGAGCCUCUCCCACUCUAUUGGUGAUGCUCUCACUUUCUUGUCAUUCCUGAGUUAUUGGGCAAACUUGUGCCGCGACCCUGACAAUGAAGAAAAACUUGUGCUUCUUAGUCCCACUUUUUUGCAAUCAGCAGCAUCAUGUGAUGAUGAUUUUUAUUCCAUUGAAUUUCCGAUUCCUGAAAAAUUUUGGAUCACUACUGAGAUAGUGUUUCCCAACUCAAAGAUAGCGAAACUCAAGGCAGAGGUGGAAAGGCAAGACAGACGAGAUGGCCUAAAUCAAAAUUAUACGCGGAAUGAGCUUGUGACUGCAUUCCUUUACAGGUGCGCUGUAGGAGCCGCCACUGCAUCAAACUCCGGGGCCUAUACUAAAUCUGUACUGAUGCAUACAGUAAACAUGCGUCCUCUCCUUGAUCCUCCAUUGCCGAAAACAAGUGUGGGAAAUCUAAUUGCUAUGAAUCACGUUCCAACGACUACGAUGAAUGAGACAGGAUUAAAUACAUUGAUAGCCCAAAUGAAGAAAGGGAAGAUGCAGCUUAGAGGAAGAAAAAGCUUGGUCGGAACAGAGUACUUGGCAUUGCUGGACAAAUAUGCAAAAACUAAUCACAAGCUUUAUUUAAUGAGCAGCAUUUGUAAUUUCCCAUUGUAUAAUGAGAUGGAUUUCGGGUGGGGGAAGCCAGUAAAAGCUGCAUUUGUGGACACACCUAUGUCUAAUUUCGCAAUUAUGAUGGAUACACCGAGUGGAGAUGGUAUAAACGCCAUCGUUGGACUGGAAGAACAAGACAUGAAAAAUUUCCUAGCUGAUAAAGAUCUGCUUGCCUAUGCUUCUUUCUAAGAGUCUUGUGUUGAAAAUAGCUUGGUAUUUUUUUGUACAACUUAUUUUAUUUUUAUGAUAUUUUAAUAAGGUUGUGGAGCCAGGAGGCCUUUGGAGCAAAAGCCUUUUAACACUCACGGGGUGUAUUCGAUUGGGAGUUUAAUGGAUUGUUUUUAGUCUAUGGAUUUUAAUGGAAUGUAUGUGAUUUUGAUUUUA
Daucus carota subsp. sativus is the source of this 1717-nucleotide messenger RNA. RefSeq names its product acylsugar acyltransferase 3-like. NCBI's taxonomy places the organism in Eukaryota, Viridiplantae, Streptophyta, Magnoliopsida, Apiales, Apiaceae. The transcript has a single exon. The record is from RefSeq and is a predicted model, not a curated record. The coding region runs from base 200 to 1522 and encodes 440 amino acids.